ACCGCGUCUGCCGCGACAGUCACAUGCAGUCAGCUUGUGCGCGCUACUGUCUGCAGGAGAGCGGUGUUUUCCUCAGUGCCGAUGGCAGUGGUCCUGCUCGGGAAGGCUCUGGCGAAUGCGAAUUUGCUUUGUGAGGUCGCAGCCGUCCUAUCUUCGCGGUUAUACCUGUAAAGUCGUGUAACUUACCUGCCCGAUGAGCUUAUCCAUUUAUGCGUUUUUCCUAUGCCUCCAACCACGAAUACGAAUCAGUACCGAAUAGAUGCUUUUUCCCCCCCUCUUCUCCGACUAAUGAAUAUCAUACAUGCCUUAAGCAGCAGUGGCUGAAUUUCAAUGGCUUCAGAUGAGUGAAGUCGACAAAAUGACUUGGAAUCCUUCAAGUCAAAGGAUCCAUGGUAAACUUCCUUCCCCUGUGUUAAAAAGUUGCUGUAUCAGGAAAUGGACUGGGACCAGUUUGACUUGAACCCUAAAGUAAUUGCGGCCCUUAAAAAAGCUGACAUAAAAUCAGUGAAAGGGAUUUUAAAUCUUUCUGAAGCAGACUUACAAAGAUUGAUGAAACUCUCCAGUGCAGAUAUACAGUGUUUACUGAAAACAGUCUCUCUCACGCUGAGGAAAAAUAGUAUGCUUACAGCACUUCAGCUCUACCAAGAUAAACAUCAUCUCACCUCCCAAAGCCAGAAACUAAGCCUGGGAUGUUCAGUACUAGAUAACUUGUUAAAAGGUGGCAUUCCUUUAGUGGGAGUCACAGAACUUGCCGGCGAAAGUUCUGCUGGGAAAACUCAGAUUAGUUUGCAGCUGUGUCUUUGUGUGCAGUAUCCUUACAAAUAUGGUGGAUUAGAGUCUGGGGCUGUCUACAUUUGUACAGAAGAUGUAUUCCCAAGUAAACGUUUGCAGCAACUCAUAGAUCAACAGCAUAAGCUGCGUGCAGAUGUUCCAACUGAAAUCAUUCAGAAAAUAAAAUUUGGAAACAGUAUUUUCAUUGAGCAUGCAGCAGACCUAGACACCUUCCACAACUGCAUUACUAAAAGGAUUUCUUUACUGCUCACAAGAGGCAUGGUACGGCUGGUGGUCAUCGACUCUAUUGCCGCUUUGUUUCGAUGUGAAUUUGGAGUUUCAGAUUCUGUUAGGAAAGCUCGGUAUUUGCAGACGUUUGGAGCACAGCUUCACAGUUUAAGCACUAGAUUCAGGACUCCAAUAAUGUGCGUUAAUCAGGUGACUGAUGCAGUGAGUGAAUCAGAAGCUGCUCAGUGCAAUUGUAGUAUAGCGGAUAACAGAGUUUCUCCAGCACUUGGAAUAACCUGGGCAAAUCAACUGCUAAUGAGACUGAUGGUCAGUCGAGUAUCACAACCCGAACAGUCAUCUGGAGUUGUAUUACACCAUGCUGGAAGCGUGAGGACUUUAAGAGUAGUUUUUGCUCCUCAUCUCCCUCCAUCCUUUUGCUACUAUACAGUAAAAUUGGAAGGUGUGAAAGGAAUAAAUCGGUUGCAUAGUACAUUAUCCUGCUUCAAAAAUAUAUAGAAUUUCCUGUGCUACAGGAAGAAUUAUUAAUAACCUGAGGUUGUUCACAGAUGAGAUAAAUGGAUGCUGAAAUACAUAAAAGGUGGUAUGACAAUACAUUUUGGAACCUCUUCUCCAUUGUAAAAAGAUGAUGUUUCUAUAUUUGGAUACAUUAUCAGCUUUUCAUCUUAAGAUAAGUAUUCUGAAGGAGAGUAAAGCUCUGGGCAGGUAGACAGCAUAAUGUAGUAUGAUGUGGAGAUCCCUAUGUUAAAGGGACCUGACUUAAUUUUUUUAAUAGCACACUACCCUGGAAACAGCAUAACUGCAAUCACAUAUACCUUUUUUGCUUCCAGAUCCGAAAGGGACUCAAAUUCAACCAGUUAAUGCUGCCUACUUGUAUUUCUAGUCCUCAUGUUGGCAUUCAGUGUAGCCAUUUUUCUAUCUAUCUGUCAGGCCUCAGAAAUAACCUUUGUCACAAAUCAGCUGGCCUCUUUUUAAUAAAAACACAUGUUCUUAAUGUGAGUACAAACAUGAAGAACUUACUUACUUAAACUACUUUAAAAAGUAAUUUGAUUAAAAUUAUACUGCUUUUGGACUGUGUAGGCAUAUCUGACUUCCAUGUAACUUCUACAAGUUAUUUGGAAAUUUAAAGUAUUAAAGGGUCACAUGAGCGAUGGUAGCUAUUGAGAGGCAAAACAGACCUGAAAGGACUCGUUCUCAUAGUCAUAGAUCCAGAACUUCCACUAAUGAUGUUGUUCAUCUCAGCCUGCUCUUUUUCCACUUUUUCUGCUUUCAUCUCUCUCCUCAUAGCAGAAGUCUGUUCCGCCUCUUCCAUUUAAAUAAACAAACUAACCCCCCCCCCCACCACCACCACCCCUUGUUCUGUUUGCCUAUGUCUAAAGCUCCCUGAGGGGUAACCAGAUGGUCUCAGAGCAUGCCCUCUGUUCGUGUUCUUGACUGUGUGGUUGCCUGUGUUUUGUUAGCUGUAUGGCGUGUUCUUGACCGUCUUCUGGUUCUCUUUCUAAUAUCUGUCUCUUUUCUGAAGGACUUCUGCCAUUGCUGCUCAACGCAGGGUGGUGUUCUUUUUGUCCUACUGUUCCUAAGCUUGCCCCAAAACACCAGCAACUCACUGGUAAGCGCUGUACUGUAGACCAAUGCUCUGUCUCCACAAAUCAAGAUACUAGCUGUCCAGCAUUUUUCUUUGAGUCUCCAACUAUGGUUAUCAGGCCUAAAACAGCUUUCAUUCCUCUUCCUGCUACUCCCUUUUUCAAGUGCAGUAGACCAUACUGUUGUCUUCUCUGCCAUUUAUGCCUAUGCAUAGUCAAUGAUUACUGCAUGUCCUUACAGCUAGGCUCUAUCUAACUCUUGCUAUGUUUCCGAAUAGCACCAUUAGCUGUUUUCAGCCAUUCACACAGCUACAACUCUUUCCAGGGUGGGUUUUUUUUUUUUUUUUAAUCUUUACAUGGUUUUUCUUUAAAUCUUUUUUUAUUACUGUUCAGCACAUCUUUUUCUGUCCUCUGCUAGUUUGCUUUUUCUAGCCAUCACUACAUUAUAUUCACUGUGAAAGAAAGCGAGAUGAAAAGAAGUUACUUAUGCACAUUUUCCAAAGCCAAUAGACCUCCUUCUGCCUAUGUUACUUAGGUGCCUGCUCACUUGUAUCAUGUACUUGUUAAGCUUUCAGACAGAUACUUUUCUCGUCUCUCUCUGCAUUCCUAGGAUGCCCAGACAAAGGCAAUGCCUGUCUCGUUCUGGUCUUUUGUUUUCCUUUAGAAAUUACAUAGCAGAAAGACUGAACUGAGCAAAUGAGACCAUUUAGUUCUCCACAGUCUUAAAUAAUAAAAAAUCCCUUCUAGGGUAAGGACAAGGGGGCUGGUUCUGUAUUCCUAAAGCUAAGUAGUGUGAGGUUCCAGUCCAUGGUUAAAGCUUGAGCAUCUUCCCUCAAUACCAGAAGUCCAGAAUUGUACCUUUUACAUUUGUCAAGGACAUCACGUUAAUGAAGCAAUCAUUUUCUGGUAGAAAUCUUCCCUUCCCCAUGCCCUAGUAAUAAUCCUGAAGGCUGGAUCUGUGCCUUGUCAAAGCACACAGCUGAGCAGCAGAAAGGAAGUUUUGACCAGCUGUUACAUAAGUCAGCUGGAACUCCCUGACAGCAGACUCCUCCAAGGACAACCGAGUAUGAUGCAAAGAAGUGAGGCAUAAGAUGAGAUGGACAGCAUGACUGCCUCAGGGAAGUUCUUCAGAAGAAGAGAUAAAGCAAGCCUUGGCACUGAAAGAAGGAAACUCCAAGCAGGACUCCUGAGACCCUGUCUGUUGUGUAAAGAUCUUGUGCAAUAGCAUAAACUGAAAUUGGCUUUAAAGCCCUUUUUUAAAAUGUCUUGUUCAGCUCUGCGUAUUCAAAAAUGACCAUGGUGUCGUAUGUUUUUUAAAUAAAA
Molecule: messenger RNA, 3923 nt
Organism: Struthio camelus australis
Lineage: Eukaryota; Metazoa; Chordata; Aves; Struthioniformes; Struthionidae
Gene: XRCC3
Product: X-ray repair cross complementing 3
Biological process (GO): telomere maintenance via recombination; double-strand break repair via synthesis-dependent strand annealing; t-circle formation
Cellular component (GO): replication fork; Rad51C-XRCC3 complex
Molecular function (GO): four-way junction DNA binding; ATP binding; ATP-dependent DNA damage sensor activity
Source: RefSeq, a predicted model, not a curated record